Malania oleifera is the source of this 314-nucleotide messenger RNA. RefSeq names its product ATP synthase small subunit 6, mitochondrial-like. NCBI's taxonomy places the organism in Eukaryota, Viridiplantae, Streptophyta, Magnoliopsida, Santalales, Ximeniaceae. The transcript is spliced from 2 exons. The coding region runs from base 147 to 314 and encodes 55 amino acids. The record is from RefSeq and is a predicted model, not a curated record.
GCCCAAUAUAGAGGACAAAGCCCACUAGGUGGUUUUACAGAUUCGUACUGUAUAAAGAAAGAUUGGCUUUGCUCGUCUGCCGUCUUACAAGGUCCAACCACACAGCGGCAGAUUGACACAGGAGAGAGAGAGAGAGAGAAGCGGAGAUGCCGAAGUUCGAUCCAUGGCCGGUGUUUUUCAGGCGAGAGUGGAAGCGAAACUGGCCUUUCUUGGUCGGCUUUGCCGUAACAGGAGCCAUCAUCACCAAGCUCUCUCUUGGUCUCACUGAGGAAGAUGCAAAGAAUUCCCCCUUCGUGCAGAGGCACAGGAGGUAA